This is a messenger RNA of Macrosteles quadrilineatus (aster leafhopper), 1541 nucleotides long. RefSeq names its product zwei Ig domain protein zig-8-like. Gene Ontology annotation, cellular component: neuron projection membrane. Gene Ontology annotation, biological process: synapse organization. The record is from RefSeq and is a predicted model, not a curated record. The transcript is spliced from 9 exons. Lineage: Eukaryota; Metazoa; Arthropoda; Insecta; Hemiptera; Cicadellidae. The coding region runs from base 152 to 1087 and encodes 311 amino acids.
GUGUGUCAAAGUGUACUUCAAUGUGACACUGUGAGUUUAAACCCAGUGUACAGCGAUAAGAACGUUUACAUCUUUUGUUUUGGAUUAUUCGUUCAAGGUUAGAGGAGAUGUUUCGUUGCUGAAGAUAUACAAUGAAGUCUAGUGAAGCGGGAUGAUGACGUCGGACAAAAUGGCGGCCACUCUGUGGCUCAUCACUAUUUCGCUCGUUUCCGCUGAGAACAACGACACUCUCUGGUUCUACGGCGGCAACGACUCUACGCCUCUCUACUCUGACUCGACCUCAGAGGAGUGGCCAGUCACUACAGCGCCUCCCAGACCAACCUUCUUCUUACCUCCGCUGCCCCACAAUCACCAGGGGUCUAGAUGGGGUCCGUACUUUGAGGAUGGCCCAGGGCCAGUCAAUGUCACUGCUAGGGUCGGGUCCACAGUGCAACUGGACUGCAAGAUAGGCAUGCUGCAUGACAAAACAGUGACUUGGCUGCAUCGCAAGACAGAGUCCAUCCAUUUACUGACUGUUGGACGUCAGGCCUACAGCAACGACCAAAGAGUUACUCUUAGUUUUCGCUACCCCAACAACUGGAGGUUGGAGAUAGUGUUUGUCACGCGCAGAGACGAGGGACUCUACGAGUGUCAGGUGGCGACGUUCCCGCUCAAAGUUAGACAGGUCUACCUCAAAGUUACCGCUCCAGAGGUGACCAUAACAGACGACAAGCAGCACGCUGUCACAGAACGUUACUACAAGGCUGGCAGUGCUGUAGAACUGACUUGUCUGGCCAGCCAUGUGGAGACUCCAGGGGACAACGUCACGUGGAGAAGGGAAGAUCGACCCGUGGAUAAGGGAGUUAGCUUCAACAACUCUGUGGGCGCUGGCAGCGUGGCAGCGACUCUAGUCUUGAGGCAUGCACAGAAGAGACACUCGGGCAACUACACUUGUAGUGUGGGCAACUUAGCGGCCGCUUCUGUGUCGGUGCAUAUACUUAAUGGAGAGCUCCCUGCGGCGGUCCAUGACGGCAGUUCUGGCACAGUGACGUCAUGCUGGUCCUUGUGGCUGUUGACGUUGUGUUGUGUCUUCGUCACAUGUAGGUGACAUCGUGUCCGAGUUCUAUGAUAAAUCAUCUGACCAAUGCAGCUCUAAGUGUGCAGUACAUGAUGUAAAGAACUGAGGAAACAAAGUGGAACAAAAAUAGUGAACAAAAUAUUAUAGUGAUAAAGACUUAAGUAGAGCUAAUUGUAAAUAAAUUGAUCAAGUUUAACUAAGAAAAUUACGUCUUAAUACAAGAAAUAUAUUUUCUUUUACUGCAAGAUAUGAUAUUUAUUACAAAGUUGCUGUUGUAUUAUUGAUUUUCAAAAAAAGUUAACUCAUUUUCGUGACGUUAAAGAAAGUUUAGUAUGUGAGGUUCAUGUAUCUUCCACUUUUGUACACUGUCCAUACAAGUUGCAAAAACAAUUAUUCAUGUUAAUAUGUGAAUGUAGUAAAAAAUGUUACACAUUAAAUUGUUUAAUUUUUAUGUUUAUUUCGCUUUAAUUAUAUUCAUAUUGUA